Xenopus laevis (African clawed frog) is the source of this 1350-nucleotide messenger RNA. Its product is annotated as P2Y purinoceptor 8-like. The coding region runs from base 214 to 1248 and encodes 344 amino acids. The record is from RefSeq and is a predicted model, not a curated record. The transcript has a single exon. Lineage: Eukaryota; Metazoa; Chordata; Amphibia; Anura; Pipidae.
UUGUACCCAGCACAGAGUUCAUGUAGGAAAAUGCAAAACAACACCUGGACCAAUACAUGUGCAUAUAAUAAACAUUGAGUCUCAGAAGCAGUCAGAACAGAAAGAGACAUGAUGAAACCAGGACAAGGGAGAAUUUCUGUGUAAUGCCAUGUUAAGAAUGUGUUACUUUUCUCCAACAUCUAGGCACUCUUCAUCAAUACAUGCAAAGCAAAGAUGACUGAUAUGCAAAUUCUGGAAAUCACUGGAAACAUUUCAGCCAAUAGCACUAUGCUACAAGCUCUGCCCAAUAACACGCUGGAGAUGCUGCAAAGCAAAAUGCUGCAAACGGCUUUACCAGUCCUGUACCUGGUGAUCUUUGGUGUCAGUGUACCAUUAAAUUUACUGUCUUUGGUCAUGCUCUGGGGAAACCAACCACGGACACCAACAGUUGUAUUCCUGCUCAAUUUGGCCAUCACAGACACUAUUUAUGGAAUUACACUCCCCUUCCAGGUCAUUUAUCAUCUCAGAGGAAACGACUGGCCAUUCGGAGAUACAUUUUGCUCCGUAGCAACCAUUUUGUUCUAUGGAAACAUGAAUUGUUCCAUAUUGACAAUGACAAGUAUUAGUGUGGAACGCUUCAUUGGAAUUGUACAUCCGUUGCGCUCUAAGAACUGCGUUACUGUCAGGAGGGCUCUGCUCACUUGUUUGUUGCUUUGGGCACUUGUUCUGUUGGUAGAUUUACCACUUAUGCUUUCUAAGCUGACAUUCCACGUACGAGAGCUACACAUAGUCACUUGCUUCGAUGUCUUACCAAAAGAACUGUUUUCCAGUAAAGCGUAUUUUUCUUUUUAUAUCUCAUCCCGCCUUAUAUUGUUUUUCUUUAUUCCAUUAGUUAUUAUGGGAAUAUGUUACCUGUCAAUAAUUGUAACUCUUCUGCGGUCCGAGACCAUCCGAGCAGAGACAAAGAGACAAACAAUUCAUAUCAUUGUGGUGUUGUUCAGUGUGUUCCUGGUCUGCUACCUGCCAAGUAACCUGCUGCUAAUCAUUCACUAUGAUUUCUAUUCAAAAGGGAAGCCGCUGUACAUAGAAUACAAGCUUUCCCUUGCCUUAAGCAGUCUUAAUUGUUGCUUGGACCCAGUGGUGUAUUUCUUUGGUUCUAAACAGUUUCGGCAAACAGUGCAGCGUAAGUCAAAGUGCUGCAAGUCUGCCAAUAAUCCACAUGAAAAUACACAGACAUUUGAGUACAACCCACCUCUGUCAUCUUUUUAAAGGAGUUGUUCGCCUUUGGGUUAUAGUAUGAUGUCGAGCGUGAUCUUUGCAAUUGGUUUUCAUUUGUUAUUAUGUGUAGUUUUUGAGUUAUUUAGCUUUUUA